Salmo salar (Atlantic salmon) is the source of this 4547-nucleotide messenger RNA. Its product is annotated as centriole, cilia and spindle-associated protein. Lineage: Eukaryota; Metazoa; Chordata; Actinopteri; Salmoniformes; Salmonidae. Gene Ontology annotation, biological process: regulation of mitotic spindle assembly. Gene Ontology annotation, molecular function: microtubule binding. Gene Ontology annotation, cellular component: cytoskeleton; centriole; ciliary basal body. The record is from RefSeq and is a predicted model, not a curated record.
AUGCGCAUUGCACUUGCUAUAGCUUUUAAUGGAGAAACAUCGUUAAUGCCAGGGUUGAGAGGGCUAUCUUCUGACGACGAUUCAAUGCCGAAAUAUGCGCGACAACAGGCAAUUAUAAUGGAGGAAUACUUGAAGUGAAAAUGAUGAUGUUCUGUAAUUCUCCAUAAUGAAGUCCGGGUGAGGGUUUGUGAGCUAAUCAAAAUUGGACCUAAGCAAUAACAGGAAUCAUGGUGACUAAGAAAAUCCGUACGGAGUACAUGAAGAAAUUCAAAGAGCCGAAAUGGGAGACGUUUUCCAAGUGCUACGAGGACUCAGUGAAGUACAGGUUGACUAGGCGGGUGAUGGAGCACGCUCACAAACCUCUGUGGUUCUGGGAGGGGUGGGAUACCUCGACCGGGUCAGACUCCAGCGCCAGUGGGCGGUCGACCCCCAAGAUAAGGAAUAAAGUUGCGCCUUUAGACAUCAAACGUCUGACACCACCAGUGAAGUCAGAAUCAAGGGAGAGCCUGGAACCGAAUCCUCCUUCUGUGAAUGGGGAACCAGAAUUGGAGGCCAAGGAGUUUACACUUUUGGAUGCACUACCACCCACAGAGUCUGUAAUAGAGAACGGGGGCCUAAACGAACCAGAUGAGGGGACAGUUAACGGGUCAGUAGUACAAAAUGGUCCAGUGGCUGAAACGCCAAUAGAUGAGGGACCAGCAGACAAGGCGUCAUCAGACGAGGAGCCGGUGAAGACUGAGCCUAAGCGUCGCCACCGCCAUCGUGUCCCUCGCUCAGAACCAUGUCAAAGGGACUAUUCCUGUGACGACAUCAAGCCUGCGCCCGUCAGGAAGCCCUCCAGAGCAAAAAGCCAGCCACCAGCCAUCACCACAGAGAAGGAGAACAGACAACCUUCGUCCCGGCUCGAAGGGGCAGAGAGACACGCGUCAUCUGCUAGGAAGUCUACAAAUCAGAGUCGCACAUCUGACGCAUGCGUCCAGACCAGACGGGAGUCGGAUAAACGCUGUUGGAACGUGGACCGCAGGAGGGCACGGUCCGCCGACCUGGAGAAGAUACGGCGGUCGGAGUUGGCCGUGGUGGAUGACCGUUGGAUGACCGAGUACAUGCGCUGCUUCUCUGCCCGGUUGAGGUAGAGCACAAGGAUCAUGGGUAUUCUUCUGCCACCAUCGACCAUUCUAUUUUUAACACCAUGUUUCUUAUUGAGGAUUGGUUAACAGAACAAAAUAAUUGGAUUGGUUUAGACACCAAUUAGGGCCCUGAGGUUUUCCUGGCCACAUAACCUGACAAGGAAGAACUCAGGGCCCUAAUCAUAAGGUAUGGUUGAUUUGUUAAGUUGAUCGCUGUGUUGGCGAUAUGCCACUUUUCUUCCACAAGGGAUGACACAAUCAUAGUAGAAUAUUGCAAGAUAUGUAGUUAUGCUUCUAGAAAUUGGACUGGUUUGUACAUGCUGCUGACUACAGAGUAUGAUUUGUUAUAUUAUUAUACAUUCCAAGCAUGGUGAUGGUCUUUACACUUCGCUUUAGUUUGGUGGAAUUUUUGACAUUCUGUGUUGCUUAUGUCAUUUCAGGCUAUAUCACAAAGGCAGCUGCAUAAAAUCCAAAAGUUAGAUCAGGGGUAUUCAACUGGGAGUACUGCAGGGGGUCCGCAAUAAUAUAUAUACAAAAAGCUACAGAUGAAAAGAGGAGAAUAUUUUUAUUUUCGUAUUCCUAAUAUUGAGCUAAUUACACUCAUUAGAGCUAAAUACACUCAUUAGAGCUAGUUACACUCAUUAGAGCUAAAUACACUCCUUAGAGCUAGUUACACUCAUUAGAGCUAAAUACACUCAUUAGAGCUAAAUACACUCAUUAGAGCUAAAUACACUCAUUAGAGCUAGUUACACUCAUUAGAGCUAGUUACACUCAUUAGAGCUAGUUACAGUCACUAUAGCUAAAUACACUCAUUAGAGCUAAAUACACUCCUUAGAGCUAGUUACACUCCUUAGAGCUAGUUACACUCCUUAGAGCUAGUUACACUCCUUAGAGCUAGUUACACUCCUUAGAGCUAGUUACACUCCUUAGAGCUAGUUACACUCCUUACAGCUAGUUACACUCCUUACAGCUAGUUACACUCAUUAGAGCUAGUUACACUCAUUAGAGCUAGUUACACUCAUUAGAGCUAGUUACUAUAUCUAAAUACACUCAUUAGAGCUAAAUACAGUCAUUAGAGCUAAAUACAGUCACUAGAGUAUCUGACAUACUGUAGGCUUUGACAAAGCACCCUCUGGUAAGCUUUCUUGUCUUAGACACUCGUUUUUGUGAACACAUGGCCCCAAAAGAUUUUUGAAGUUGCUUUUCUAGCUAAUAGGCUAUGUUAGAGUUUACACUUCCUCUUCCAAUUAUAAUAGGGGAGGUCAAAAUAAUGAAAAACGAUCUACCAAAUCUAUUCAUUUAAAAAUGUUGAUUAAUUCUCCUUGCCAUUCGCCUGAUGAUAAGACAAGGCAUGCGAGGGGAAAAAAGCAAGCGUAUGAUGUGGGUCCCUGGUUUACCUGGGCGGGGGUCCCUGGUUUACCUGGGCGGGGGUCCCUGGGGAAGAAUUUUUUUAUUUUAUUUAACUAGGCAAGUCAGUUAAGAACAAAUUGUUAUUUACAAUGAUGGCCUAUCCUGGCCAAACCCGGACAACGCUGGGCCAAUUGUGCGCCGCCCUAUGGGACUCGCAGUCACGGCCGGAUGUGAUACAGCCUGGAUUCGAACCAGGGACUAGUGACGCCUCUUGCACUGAGAUGCAGUGCCUUAGACUGCUGCGCCACUCGGGAGCAAGGUUGAAGACCCCUGAGCUAGAUAAAAGGACCAAACAAUUAUUGUUUUAGAUAUUACAGUAUUUUCGAAUGACUAAAAGCCAUAGUCAAGGGGUUGUGGCAUUGAGCUGCAGAGAAAGAAACUGUUAGCGGGCUAAUAUCCUGCAUUAGCUUUAUUGUAUUAGGUUGCAAAUUUCAAUCUAAAUCUAGAAUGCAUUCCAGAGGAUUGUAUUAUUAAUAUUUUCAUUAAAGCUCUUAUCAACGGUACCAUGGAAAUUGUUGUAAAGUUGGAGAAAGAUACUGUUAGACAUUGUAUGACAUAGUUAUUGCGCUUACACCUGUAUGUUUCUUGUUUACAUCUUGGCUAGCCUCGUACGAACCAUCCUGAUCUCGCGAGCUCACAUUCUGUUUCGCUACAAGGACACAGAAUGUGAGCUCGCGAGAUCAGGAUGGUUCGUACGAGGCUACAUCUUGGCAGCUUCGCACACUAAUUUAGGGUUGUCUUAUAUUUUACAAUCACAAACACUCACCGCCUCACGUGUUGUAGUAGACAGGCUGAAAUUGCAAUGUAACGUGGUAAAGAAAUGCCCUUAUGUGCUAAAUACACUUUUUAGAGUAUGUCACUCACAAUCACCAUUGUCUUUGACAGGUUUUCGUAGAUUGACUUAUUUGGUGGUUAUUCAUACUGAAUUGUGAUGUCAGUACCAAGUUCUGUAUCUGUAAUUUAAAUGGAGGGCUAUUUUGACAGAAAUGAAGUGUUGUAUUUGAAGUCUUGGUUCUUGUGGGUUGUGAAUAAUGCUCAGUUUACAUACUUUUCCUAUUUUUUUUACAACGCUUAUUCAUAGUGCUAUUCACUCAGAAUGUUUUUACUCAUAAUGUGUACUUUUACAUUUCACUUUCACCAAAUUUUAGUUUAGGAAUGGUUCCUUGAGAGAACGUUGGAACGACGUUUCCAGAACGUCUCACCGGGAACCUUGUAGGACACCAGCAGUUUUUUGGAGUGUUGAAAUGGGUGUGGCUUUAAUUGACUUAUGCGUGUACAAUCUGAUGAGACUUCCCUUGUGUCUGCCAGAGGGGAGUCUUUAGUGUGUGUGAUUGGUUGUAUGGGCAGAGAGAGAGCUCACUGUUAAGAAGAUUAGACUCAACGUUCCAUUGGUGGUCAUGUGACACUUCCCUCCUAUGUCAUCAUGGAUUGGCAAAACAUCCGAGUCAUUCUUUACUUGAACAUUGCAUUAUUUAUAAGAAGUUAUAGGAGUUAAUGUCAGGUUAUGACCUAGUCAUGAAAACUGAAGAGCUGGCUGCUUAUAUCACAGACAGGUUUGACUAGUGUCUGUGUAUUCAUUGUCCUCUAAAACAUUCCUUUAUGAAUAUGUUCAUUCCAAGAACCAUCUCUCAGGAAGGAAUAAGAGACACUAAUGAUUUGUCUAUAGGCUUACUGUAACUACAAUGUGAGGAAAUGUGAUGUACUGUUUCAGGGGUUUGGAACACACUGAUUCAAAACUAAAUUGAUUGUUUUAUAUAGGAUAUUAAUUGUUUGAGCUCUCUGAACAAAGCUUUGAGUUAUUUUUCUGUGUGGAUUUGAUUUGCAUAAGAUAUUAUUUGACCAAAAGGGAUAUAUGUAUCAUACAAUAGUAUAUAUAACCAUGUUUGUGUUUUAUUUCAACAGAUGUUUACAUUUUUGAUCACUGUAUUUGUAUUUGAAAACAUACACAAUGAAAAAUAUUUUCAUCCACUUUGCAACAUUGCUGUGAAUUAAAAUCAUAUUUGCAUAGUU